Tetrahymena thermophila SB210 is the source of this 321-nucleotide messenger RNA. RefSeq lists its product as hypothetical. Lineage: Eukaryota; Ciliophora; Oligohymenophorea; Hymenostomatida; Tetrahymenidae. The transcript has a single exon. The record is from RefSeq and is a predicted model, not a curated record.
AUGAUAAAUAAUACUAAAUCUCUAAAAGAUUUAGCAGAAUUUAGAAUGCGAAUCGAGAAAGAACCUAACAAAAUUCGAAAAUUCUUGCUUUUUUGUCUGAAAAAAUAUGCUUAAGUUUAGAAAAGCUAUGUUUUCUCUCUCUCUUACACAAAUCGAAAAAAGGAGUAAAAGUCUAAUGAUUUGAAUUUAAGGUAAAUAAAUUUUCAUGAUUUUAUAUUAUGGUUAAUUCUAUACUUUAAAAAAUAGGCUUAUAGAAGUUUAAAAUAUCUAUUAUUUCCUAAAUUAUAGGCCAUUUUUAUCACUGAGAGAGAGAUGUAAUGA